CCUUGUUUGGCCUCUUUGGCUUGAUAUUGUACCUUGCUUCAUCCUGGCCUUUGUAUUCCAAGAAUACUUUGUAAAGAGGGUACUAUAUACUUUCAGAAGACAAAUUCAAGCACCUUGUACUGAAAUGGACAAACUUUAGGGAUAGUAAAUAGUUCAUUGAAGUGGCACCAUGUUGCUGAUGGAAGAGAGACAGAAUCUGAAAUUUCACAAUGUUGUAAUUGUAGGAGUCCUACCAAUAAGGUAAUGUCAGGCUCCUGGAUCAUAUGCUGUAAUAAAAAAAACUCAUCCAAGAAUGGAGUACAUGAAACGGACAAAGCGGCUGAAAAUGUGCAAGAAAAAAUGAAGAUGAAACAAGAAAUUACUUUGCUUAAUGGUGUUUCUUUAAUAGUAGGGAACAUGAUUGGUUCUGGGAUAUUUGUGUCACCCAAAGGUGUUUUGAAGUAUAGUGCCUCAUAUGGACUCUCACUAUUCAUUUGGGCCCUUGGUGGGAUCUUUUCGUUGUUUGGAGCUUUGUGUUAUGCCGAACUGGGAACAUCCAUUGUUAAAUCAGGAGCUAGCUAUGCUUAUAUACUAGAAGCUUUUGGUGAAUUCACAGCCUUUAUCAGAUUGUGGUCUUCCUUGCUCAUUAUUGAACCAACAACUCAGGCUGUAAUAGCAAUUACAUUUGCUAAUUAUAUUGUUCAACCAAUUUUUCCAUCCUGUGAGCCACCAUACGAAGCAGUCAGGUUGAUUGCAGCUGCUUGCAUCUGCACCUUAACAUUUAUUAACUGUGUCAAUGUGAAGUGGGGAACCAGAGUACAAGAUCUGUUCACAUAUGCAAAAGUUAUGGCCCUUAUCAUGAUCAUCUCGGUGGGUCUUUAUAAAAUUAGUAAAGGAGAAACAGAAAAUCUUAAAGCUCCAUUUGAAGGUUCAACAACUGAUGUAGGAUGUAUAGCACUUGCUCUGUAUUCAGCCCUCUUUUCCUACUCUGGAUGGGAUACCCUGAAUUAUGUCACUGAGGAGAUGAGGAAUCCUGAAAGGAAUCUACCCCUCUCAAUUGCAAUUUCAAUGCCUAUUGUGACCAUUAUUUACUUGCUGACCAACAUAGCAUACUAUGUAGUGUUGGACAUGCCAGCUCUUCUAACAAGCGACGCAGUGGCAGUGACAUUUGGUAAUGAAACCCUUAGUUAUGCUAAGUGGAUAAUUCCUAUUGCAGUGGCCAUGUCCUGUUAUGGUGGAUUAAACUCAUCAACUAUUGCAGCUUCCAGGCUUUUUUAUGUUGGAGCCAGAGAAGGACACCUUCCUGAUAGUUUGAGUUUGAUUCAUAUAAAGUGUUUCACACCAAUCCCUGCUCUUUUCUUUAAUGGUUUAAUGACUUUGCUCUACCUCCUUGUGGAAGAUGUCUUUCUCCUCAUUAAUUACUACAGCUUCAACUACUGGCUGUAUGUUGGGCUGUCUAUUGCAGGAUUAAUAUACCUGAGACGUACUCAGCCUGAUAGGCCACGGCCUAUUAAACUCAGCCUCUUCUUUCCUGUAGUAUACUGUUUAUGUUCCAUUUUCCUGGUCCUGGUUCCUCUCUUCAGCGAUACAAUCAAUACCCUCAUUGGAAUUGGCAUAGCCCUCUCUGGAAUUCCUGCAUAUUAUUUGGGAAUUUAUUUACCAUCUGAAAAGAAACCUAAAUGUCUUCAGUGGCUCUCUGCCACAACAACAAAAUAUGUUCAGAUGUUGUUCUACUGUUGUCUGACAGACUUGGACACUGACGUGGAUCAGACAGAAGCUAAAGCCAAAUAGGGUUGUCUGGACAUUUACAUACUUGAAGCAUUUUUAGUGUCUGAAAUUCUUUGUGUAGGGUUGGUUGCACGAAAGUACCAACAAUUACACUGUGCAUCAGUUUGAUGUUAAUUAUUUUUGUGCUUAUUUUAUUAGCCCCUUCACUGCCAAGGGUAUUUACCAAUCCCUGUUCUACAGGAUUUUUUUCUAAUUUUGUUUAUUAAUGCUGAUUGAUUACCUGGUGAUUGAGAAGUGCUUUGAAAAUAUAAAGCACUGUAUGAAGAAGCUCUUCAUGUUACAUAAGUGUUCGUUUUUGCAAGCCUUUUGGAAUAAAUCUAUCCAGUGCAAAGCAGAAUCUUGAGAAAUAAAAAGACAAAUGAAAGAAUACAAUGCAAAUCAGACACUUACUAGAUGUACAUUUCUAAAGAUAAGGCAGGAGAAGAAAGUCACAAUAUAAAUUUAAGAUUUGUAUUGCAAUUAGAAAAUUUGUUUCUCAGCAAAAUGUUUAAGUAGGCAGGCAAGCAUUUUCAAGGUAUAAAUGCAUCACUAGAACAAAAAAAAUCUAAUCCAUGUUCCCCUAAGUAGAUCCCAGCAGACACAUUUAAUUCAGUUACAAGAAGAAUACAAGGGAAGUGGACUAUCUGAAAAAUAAAAUUUUGUGCUAAACCUUA
Molecule: messenger RNA, 2420 nt
Organism: Malaclemys terrapin pileata
Lineage: Eukaryota; Metazoa; Chordata; Testudines; Emydidae
Product: Y+L amino acid transporter 2-like
Exons: 11
Coding region: 244-1770 (508 amino acids)
Biological process (GO): amino acid transmembrane transport
Cellular component (GO): membrane
Molecular function (GO): L-amino acid transmembrane transporter activity
Source: RefSeq, a predicted model, not a curated record